AUGCAACCCAACACCUCCACCCUCCCCUCCUCCUCUUCAACCGCAUCCCCAUCUCCGGAAUGGCUGAAAUCAAUAGACGCUGUCUACACGCUCUUCGAAGACCCCGUUGUCUCGAAAAAGUUCCCAUCACUAUCGACCAAAGUAGCUGCUGCCGUUCGGCUCUGUGAAAUCGUAAUCAGCCAAGUAGGUCAACAACACUGUGCGCUCUCAUUUAACGGUGGCAAAGAUUGCACUGUUCUAGUCCACAUUCUCUCCUCCGUUCUGCGUCGACUCAACUGUUCCGCAUCAUCUGCAUCAUCAGAUUCCUCUUGUUUGUUGCCUUCGAUACCUUCGCUUUACAUAGCUUGUCCUUCUCCCUUUAGGACAGUGGAAAAGUUUAUUGCAUUCUGUACGUCGCCAGUACAUGGCUAUAAUUUGAACCUUGUUUCUGUCCAAGGCGAUAUGAAACAAGCUAUACGUACCUAUCUCGAUGGUGGAGGAUCACAGUGCCUCGGUUUACAAACACAAACAAAUGACAGACUCCAGAAGCCAAGAGACAUCAGAGCUAUCUUCGUAGGAACAAGAAGAGACGAUCCACAUGGUCCACAACUAUCUGCUCGUUCAUGGACAGAUAAGGACUGGCCGAAAAUUGAACGUAUCCAUCCGAUCCUCGAUUGGACGUAUUCAGAUGUAUGGCAAUUCCUCCGUUGUCCUCAUUUAGGCACUGCUCAAGAAACUUACUCGGGCUCAGGUGUAACAAGGGAGCAGUUGGCGAAAGAAUACGGUGUAGCUGGAGGUGCAAGCCAAGGUGUACCUUAUUGUUUGUUAUACGAUCAAGGAUACACCUCACUGGGAAGUACAUUCAACACCUUACCCAAUCCCCAACUAAGAAUCGAAACGGAGCAAGGAGAGCAAGAGGUAGAGGUGGCUGAUGGAACAGCCAGAGGCAGAUGGAAACCUGCCUACAUGCUCAAAGAUGCAACUCUCGAACGUGCAGGACGUGUCGAGAAUGUACAACACGCCAAGCCAUCAGAAACAUAG
Molecule: messenger RNA, 1020 nt
Organism: Ustilago hordei
Lineage: Eukaryota; Fungi; Basidiomycota; Ustilaginomycetes; Ustilaginales; Ustilaginaceae
Product: related to FAD1 ### flavin adenine dinucleotide synthetase
Exons: 1
Coding region: 1-1020 (339 amino acids)
Biological process (GO): FAD biosynthetic process
Molecular function (GO): FMN adenylyltransferase activity
Source: RefSeq, a predicted model, not a curated record